AUGUCGGAUUCUGGAAGUUACGGUCAGUCUGGGGGUGAGCAGCAAAGUUAUUCUUCCUAUGGAAAUCAAGGCAAUCAAGGUUAUGGACAAGCACCACAAGGCUAUUCUGGUUAUGGGCAAACUACUGAUUCCUCAUAUGGACAGAACUAUGGCGGCUACUCCAAUUAUGGACAAAGCCAAUCAGGUUAUUCACAAUCCUACGGUGGUUAUGAGAAUCAAAAACAGAGCUCAUAUGGCCAGCAAUCUUAUAAUAACCAGGGACAGCAAAACACGGAAUCAUCAGGAGGCCAAAGUGGAAGAGCGCCUUCAUAUGACCAGUCAAACUAUGGUCAACAAGAUUCGUAUGGCCAGCAGUCAGGCUAUGAUCAUCAUCAAGGUUCAUAUGAUGAGCAGUCAAAUUAUGAUCAGCAGCAUGAUUCCUAUAAUCAAAACCAGCAGUCCUACCAUUCACAAAGGGAAAAUUACAGCCACCACACACAAGAUGACCGUCGUGAUGUGAGUAGGUAUGGAGAAGAUAAUAGAGGAUAUGGCGGGUCACAGGGAGGAGGUAGAGGGCGUGGGGGAUAUGACAAGGAUGGAAGAGGUCCUAUGACAGGAUCAAGUGGUGGUGACCGCGGUGGCUUCAAAAAUUUUGGUGGUCACAGGGAUUAUGGACCCAGACCAGAUGCUGAUUCAGAAUCUGAUAAUACAGAUAACAACACAAUCUUUGUGCAAGGACUUGGGGAGGGUGUGUCUACAGAUCAAGUGGGGGAGUUCUUUAAACAGAUAGGAAUUAUCAAGACAAAUAAGAAGACUGGAAAACCAAUGAUAAAUCUGUACACAGACAAGGACACAGGGAAGUCAAAAGGGGAGGCGACAGUGUCAUUUGAUGAUCCUCCUUCAGCUAAGGCAGCCAUUGACUGGUUUGAUGGAAAAGAAUUUCAUGGCAACAUCAUUAAAGUGUCCUUUGCUACUAGAAGACCUGAAUUUAUGAGGGGAGGUGGAAGUGGAGGUGGGCGGCGAGGCCGUGGAGGAUAUAGAGGCCGUGGAGGCUUUCAGGGGAGAGGUGGAGACCCCAAAAGUGGGGACUGGGUUUGCCCUAAUCCGUCAUGUGGAAAUAUGAACUUCGCUCGAAGGAACUCCUGCAAUCAGUGCAAUGAACCCAGACCAGAGGAUUCUCGUCCCUCAGGAGGAGAUUUCCGGGGAAGAGGCUACGGUGGAGAGAGGGGCUAUAGAGGUCGUGGGGGCAGAGGUGGAGACCGAGGUGGCUAUGGUGGAGACAGAAGUGGGGGUGGCUAUGGAGGAGACAGAGGUGGGGGUGGCUAUGGAGGAGACAGAAGUGGGGGUGGCUAUGGUGGAGAUAGAAGUGGGGAUGGUUAUGGUGGGGACAGAGGAGGUGGCUAUGGAGGAGACCGAGGCGGCUAUGGAGGAGACCGAGGCGGCUAUGGAGGAAACCGAGGUGGCUACGGCGGGGACCGAGGUGGCUACGGAGGAGACCGAGGCGGCUACGGAGGAGAUCGAGGCGGCUACGGAGGGGACCGAGGCAGCUACGGUGGGGAUCGUGGAGGCUACGGUGGGGACCGAGGCGGCUACGGUGGAGACCGAAGUGGGGGGGGCUACGGAGGCGGCGGUGGCUAUGGUGGAGACCGAAGUGGAGGCUACGGAGGAGAUCGGAGUGGUGGCAGCUAUGGAGGAGACCGAGGUGGCUAUGGAGGCAAAAUGGGAGGAAGAAAUGACUACAGAAAUGAUCAGCGCAACCGACCAUACUGA
This is a messenger RNA of Pipistrellus nathusii (Nathusius's pipistrelle), 1749 nucleotides long. The record is from the annotation of a GenBank genome assembly. Lineage: Eukaryota; Metazoa; Chordata; Mammalia; Chiroptera; Vespertilionidae.